Oncorhynchus keta (chum salmon) is the source of this 2509-nucleotide messenger RNA. Its product is annotated as RNA polymerase I-specific transcription initiation factor RRN3-like. The transcript is spliced from 17 exons. The coding region runs from base 347 to 2197 and encodes 616 amino acids. The record is from RefSeq and is a predicted model, not a curated record. Lineage: Eukaryota; Metazoa; Chordata; Actinopteri; Salmoniformes; Salmonidae. Gene Ontology annotation, cellular component: nucleus. Gene Ontology annotation, molecular function: RNA polymerase I core binding; RNA polymerase I general transcription initiation factor activity. Gene Ontology annotation, biological process: transcription initiation at RNA polymerase I promoter.
AAUAAAAUCGGUCACCAUUCUCUCUUCCUGUUGUGAAGUUAGCGGCAUGGAGAAGGCACGUUUAAUUUGAUCAGGAUCGAAACAGCAUUUUGCGUUGCAAAUAGAAUUGUAGCUAUCUGAACACUAUUUAAUUUGAUUUGUAAGACUGAAGCCUUUCAAAUACGUUUCUGUAAACGCAUUACCAUCAAACUAAUAGUAGCUAGCACAUUUAUAGCAAGCUGUGCUAACUGUAUUGUGUUGUCAUGCUUUAUGUUUCACAAUACUUGCUUACCACUUUGUAGCUCAGUCAAUUUUACUCGCGCGCUAUUGUUGCCAUCAUUCCCUCCCCAGCGCGUGUGUGUAAAGCAUGGAGAUUGAGGGGAGAGAUUUCAUGAACACUCCCCCCUUGAAGACGGUGCGGUUUGGGGGAAAUGUUGUUGCCACGUUAGCGAAAUUCAAACAGGGAGAUACCAGUGACUAUGAGUUGUUGAAACAUCAGCUGGCAGAUCCAGAUAUCAAGGAUGCCCAAAUCAUCAACUGGCUGCAGGAGUUCCGGAAUUGUGUGACACAACUCAGCAAAGACCAUGAGCAGCUGAUCUAUGUGGCUCUGAGGCUGCCGUGGCUGGGCCGAAGCCCUGCCGUAGUGGAGGAGUAUCUGGCCUUCCUCGGUAACCUGGUAUCUGCCCAGACGGUCUACCUCCGGGCCUGCCUCAAGAUGGUGGUCUCCAACUUCAAACCCAAGAGAGUGAAGAUCUGUGAGGGAGGAGUGGACAUCUCUGACUCGGAUGAUGACGAUGAAAACCUUCCAAGAAGUUUUGACCAGUGUCACCAGGCCCUGCAGCUGAUUGGCAGAUAUGUCCCAUCCACCAGCUGUUUCCUGAUGCCCAUUCUGAUUGACAACUUUCCUUUUGUGCAGAAAUCUUCCAGAACCCUGGAGUGUUAUGUCCAUAACCUUCUGCGGGUGGCGGUUUACAUCCCCUCUCUACGACGAGACGUCCUGGAACUCAUCAUCAGUAGGAUGCUCAAACUGGACGUGAGUGCUCCCCGGGGAGAGAUAGAGGAGGUGGAGGAGAAUGCUGUGCAGCAGGAGUUGAAAGGAGAGCAGGAGGAGGAGGGCCUCUUUGACAUGGAUGAGGAUGUGUGUUCAGUGAAGUCCAGUCCAACAGGGACCAAUGUGAUGGUCCACCCUGUUGCUGAGAGACUGGACACUCUCAUGGUUGUGCUGCUGGCCUUCAUCAAGGACAUGUGCCACGUCAACGGUUGUCUGGAUGUGGAGCGGACUAAGGAUCUGUACAAGGACCUGGUGUGUGUGUUUGAUAAACUUAUCCUACCUACACACGCCUCCUGUCACGUCCAAUACGCCCUCUUCUACCUCUGCAGCUUCAGACUGGCUCUGGCAGAGGCGUUUCUGGAACACCUGUGGAGGUUACUGCAGAGCCCGUCUCACCCGGCAGUACUGCGCCAAUCUGCCGCUGGCUACAUGGGUAGCUUCCUGGCCCGUGCCAACUUCCUGCCCGUCGCUACGGUACGUGCGUGUCUGGACCUGCUGGUCCCCUGGCUCCACCUAUACAUAGACAGCCAGGACUCCGGCUCCCGGGCCUACUGUGACAUCACGCUACACGGGCCCUUCUACAACGCCUGCCAGGCUGUCUUCUACACACUCAUCUUCAGACACAGGAGCAUCUUGGAGGGCAACAUGAAGAAAGGGCUGGCGUACCUGCAGAGUCUGAACCUAGAGAGGAUAGUGAUGUGUCAGCUCAACCCUCUGAAGGUCUGCCUGCCUGCCGUCACCAACAUGUUUGCUGCCAUCACCAGAAAGUACCAGUUGGUGUUCUGCUACACCAUCAUCGAGAGGAACAACCGCCAUGUUCUCCCCGUGGUCCGCAGCUCCGUGGGGGGCGACUGUGUGUCCACCAACACCAACCCCCUGGACAGUUUCUUCCCCUUCGACCCCUACGUGCUCAAGAGGUCAAGUCAACUAAUCGAGCCCCUCUACCAGGUGUGGGAGGAGCCAGCAGACACUGAGGUGGACACCGUCACCACCAAGAGAGUCAGACUGUGCUCUGAUGCAGAUGAGGAUGACUUCCUGCGAGGGGAGACGCCGGAGACAAAGGGGGUGAUGGGUAUGACCCCUGGCUCGUAUGAGUCACACCUCCACAGCCCCAGCAGUGUGGGCUCGCCGCCCAUCUCCUUCCUACAGAGACCCUAUCAUCACUGAAGAGAAGUAUCAGUCGGAACCAUCUACAAUCACCACCCCAUCAAGAACCUACUCCAGGACGCAAAAGAUUAUGAACACAAAGUGUACAAUGCGUGGCUAGAGCUAUUCAUUUUAUAAUAAUUGUUCUAUGUUAUAGCAGUUAACAUGUUAUAACUGGUUAAUAGUGAAUAAGUUAAUUUAACUCCACUAUGGAAAGAAAAUGUAUUUGUUUUAUCUAGGAUGGGAAAAUCGAAAGAUUUUUGUGUUCUCAGCGAAGGUAACUGUAUUUACAAAAGAGAAUUCUGACACUUUCAAUGGUUCAUUGAUUAUGGA